AUGUCAGCUCCAUUAGUCAACCGUUCAUUAGCCACUUUGAAAACCGAGUUGGAAUUUCUACGUGAUUCUGAAGUUAUUACUGAAGGUUUUUACAAUCAAAUAGUUGAAAAGCUACCACAUCGUUAUCAAGCUGUUCCACAACCAACUAAUGAAUCUUCAAAUAAUGCUGAAUACGUUGAAGCCAUUUAUGAUUACAGACCACAACAACCAGAAGAUUUGGAAUUCAGAGCAGGUGAUAAGAUUCAAGUUUUAGAACAUACAUCUCCUGAUUGGUGGAAAGGUGCUAUUGGUUCAAGAUCAGGUAUGUUUCCAUCAAACUAUGUCAAAAAGCUUGAAGAAAGAAGACAAGCACCAUCACCAGCUCCAGCAUACCGUAGUAAUGAACUACAACCUCAACCAACAAAUCAAAGUCAACAAUAUGCCCCUCCACCACAUCAACAACCUCCAUAUAUGUAUCAACAACCCCCAUAUGGAUCAUCACAACAAGUUCAAUAUCCACCAUACCAAGGUUCACCAUAUCAACAACAACCUGUUCAAUAUCAACAACCACAACAACAAGAAGUUGUUGUUCAACAGCAACAACAAGGCGAGGGUGGUGGUCAUUUGAAAAAGUUUGGUUCAAAAUUGGGUAAUGCUGCUAUUUUCGGUGCUGGUGCCACUAUUGGUUCUGAUAUUGUUAAUUCAAUCUUUUAA
Molecule: messenger RNA, 693 nt
Organism: Hansenula anomala
Lineage: Eukaryota; Fungi; Ascomycota; Saccharomycetes; Phaffomycetales; Wickerhamomycetaceae
Exons: 3
Coding region: 1-693 (230 amino acids)
Biological process (GO): protein transport to vacuole involved in ubiquitin-dependent protein catabolic process via the multivesicular body sorting pathway
Cellular component (GO): ESCRT-0 complex
Molecular function (GO): protein binding
Source: RefSeq, a predicted model, not a curated record